Messenger RNA from Miscanthus lutarioriparius, 1521 nucleotides. Lineage: Eukaryota; Viridiplantae; Streptophyta; Magnoliopsida; Poales; Poaceae. The record is from the annotation of a GenBank genome assembly.
AUGGCCCAAAAAACCCAACAGGAAGGCGGCGCCGCCGGCGCGUCUCCUCCUCAUCUCCACGUCGUGGUGUUCCCAUGGCUGGCGUUCGGCCACAUGAUCCCGUUCCUCGAGCUCUCCAAGCGCCUGGCGCGGCGCGGCCACGCCGUCACCUUCGUGUCCACGCCGAGGAACGCCGCCAGGCUGGGCGCCGUCCCGCCGGAGCUGUCUGCGCGCCUCCGCGUCGUCGCGCUGGGCCUCCCGGACGUCGAGGGCCUCCCGGACGGCGCCGAGUCCACCGCCGACGUCCCGCCCGAGAAGGUCGGCCUGCUCAAGAAGGCCUUCGACGGCCUCGCCGCGCCGUUCGCCCACCUCGUCGCGCUGGCCUGCGCCGACGCCGACGCCGGCGGCGGCGGUAGUGGCAGUGGCGACGCUGUUGGGGUUGGGUUCUCGAGGAAGCCCGACUUUAUCAUCCUCGACUUCGCGCAGAACUGGAUCUGGCCAAUCGCCGAGGAACACGAGAUUGCGUGCGCCAUCUUCCUCAUCCUGCCGGCGUCGAUCUUGGCGUUCCUGGGCCCGCGGCAUGAGAACGAGGCGCACCCACGGACGACGACUGAGGACUACAUGGUGCAACCACCGUGGAUCCCGUUCCCCACCACCAUGGCGUACCGGCGGCACGAGGCGGAGGCCAUCGCCGCCGUGUUCCGGCAGAACGCCUCCGGCGUGUCGGACAUGGACCGCUUCUACGAGAUGCAGCGCCCGUGCUGCCGCCUCAUCGUGCUCCGCAGCUGCCCCGAGGCGGAGCCGCGGCUGUUCCCGCUCCUGACGGACCUCCUCGCCAAGCCUGUCGUCCCCUCCGGCCUCCUCCUGCCCGACGAGGUGGUCGACGACGACGACGCCGGCCCGGGCGGUGACGGCGACCAGUCGUUCUCGGACGUCAUGCGGUGGCUGGACGAGCAGCCGGCGCGGUCGGUCAUCUACGUGGCGCUCGGGAGCGAGGCGCCGGUGACGGCGGACCACGUGUGGGAGCUGGCGCUGGGGCUGGAGCGCUCCGGCGCGCGCUUCCUCUGGGCGGUCCGUCGCCCCGCCGGCCACCCCUCCGGCGGCGCGCUGCCGCUGCUCCCGGACGGGUUCGAGGCCCGCGUGGCGGGGCGCGGGGUGGCGCGCGCCGGGUGGGUGCCGCAGGUGCGCGUGCUGGCGCACGCCGCCGUGGGCGCGUUCCUCACGCACUGCGGCUGGGGCUCCACCGUGGAGAGCCUCUUCCGGUUCGGCCUCCCGCUCGUGAUGCUGCCGUUCGUCGCCGACCAGGGCCUCAUCGCGCGCGCCAUGGCGGCGCACGGCGUCGGCGUCGAGGUGCCCAGGGACGAGCACGACGGGUCGUUCCGCGGGGACGACGUCGCUGCGACGGUGCGGCGGGUGAUCGCGGAGGAAGAGGGUCGGGAGCUCGCGCGCAAUGCCAGGCAGAUGCAAAAGGUAGUCGGCGACAGGGCAAAACAAGAGCAGUACGUGGAUGAGCUUGUGGACUAUUUGCGGCGCUACAAAUAA